UUUUCUAGCAUAAAUAAAACCGUUUUACAUUCUAGAAGAAAACAAGUUGAGCGGAAAACCAAUCUGUAAUGGAGUUGAGAAGAAAGUGUUGGUGGUCGACUGUCGUUCUUAUUAUGUCGCGUUUGCUAACCGAGCUUUCAAAGGUGGUGGCAGCGAAUGUACAGGUAAAUGCUACAAAAUCCAUCUACAAUUUAUAUUAUAUCGAGUGUUGAUGCCCAAAAUCCUGGUACUUCUUAAUCUAGUGAUAAGGAGCUUAAGAUGCACCAAAUCUGCGACGUGGACGCGACUAAAAAACAGUCGCUAAUAAUGGGAGACUAGUUUUACUUUGUUUUCUCGUGUCCCUGGCUUUGUUUACCAACAACAAUCCGUAGUUUUUACACGUGAAGUGAAACUGUGAUAAUAGCGGCAGUUUUUUUCAGUCACGUCCGCGUCGUAGAUUUGGUGUACCUUAAGCUACCUAGUACAUAUAAUAAGCUGCCGUGGAUACUGUAAAAUUUCCGCACGUUUUUCCUUACAGAUUAUUACCCAAACUGUAAGAUCCAGUUCAUGAACUUGGCGAAUAUUCACACCAUCCGCAAGAGUUUUCAAUCUUUGCGUGAGUUGUGUUGUAAAGAAGAGGAACAAACUGAGUGAGUACAACGUAGGUUGUUGACUGCCUCCUCCGCAGGCCCUCGUUGCGUCAUGGGAAGGUCACGAUCUGGCGAGGGCCUGCGGAAUCUUGUAAAAAAAAUGGCGCCGGCGUCACGUCAGCAAGUAAAUUUCUACAUAAUCUUGAAUAUAAACAGAUAUAAAAAAGCGGUGUGUAAAUUAAACUGGCGACUCUAAGGACGUGGAAGGAAGCAUUUUUUAACGAUAAGGUUUGUUAUCCACACCAACGUUGCAUGAAUAAAACUGCCUUCUUUAACGAAGCAGGUUCAAAACAACAUUUAUUCAUUUUACAAGAUUCCGCAGGCCCUCUCGAAAUCGUGACCUUCCCAUGACGCAACGAGGGCCUGCGGAGGAGGCAGAGUUGUUGGUGUCCAAGAAGAAUGCUUCUAGUUUGAAUCUAGCCUGCUAGGCAGGCGAAAACCUUCAACAAAAUAAAGCGAUUUUUUUUUUCGCCCGUUUUUUCUCGCAAUUUUUUUCUCCGCCCAUUUUUUCUGACCCGCCAUUUAUUCAAAAAUCCUCAAAACCUUAAACGAAAUAAAGCGACUGCUACGCAGGCACAGGUUUUGAUCCUACGACCUUCGAUUCCCACCGUGGCCAGGCAUAUUUUUCAAGCUCGCCCGGUGUGGAUAUACACUAAGAGUAACAUCACAAACAUCAUAUUAUUCACCUGAGUACACAACACCAACACAGAAAAAAAAUCACCACAGGUUUUCUCUGAAUACUCCAAUUUCCUCCUCUAGUAACACUGGAUCAACAGAACUCUCUAAACUGAUAACUCUAUCAGUUCGAAGCUGUUCAACCUAGACGUCCAUAAAGGAGGAAGAUAAACAAACUAACUUUAUUUAGUAUAAUUACAUAGGUGAUUAUUGAAAACUCUCCACGCUGAUUGGUUGCUGAUGAGGUGAUUAUAACACGAUAAUUACCUGAAGAGUUUUUCAAAAUGGCGGCAAGCCAUUUUGUCAAGUAAAUGACGAAGAAAGUUUUUAUCUUUUUUCCAAAUAAUCACCUAUGAAAUUAUACUACUAACAAUUAUUCACCUCAGGCUCGGUAAUUAUCGUGAAUAAAAACCUCGACUUUGUCUCGGUUUUUAUUCACCGAUAAUCACCUCGCCUUCGUCGAAUAAUUGUUAAUUACACCGGAUAUUUUUUCCUUAGCUGGCUGGCGUCAUUAGAAGCGACAAAAUGGCUGUCACAUAUUUCAUCUUUAAUAAAGACGGCGCUGGUUGUCGUAAAAGCAGUUGAACAAGAAAGACAACAUGUCGUUGUACAUUGCAGUGAUGGGUGGGACAGGACGCCACAAGUUGUUGCGUUAGCCGAACUGCUUUUGGAUCCAUUCUAUAGGACAAUCAAGGUUCGUUUCACCUCGUUAAUGGCUGAUUUACACUACACAAUCAAGCACACAACUUGCCUACGAGAACGCAAGUGAGUUAUGUGCUUGAUCUACUCAGUGCAACCAACACUCAAGUUGUAAGCAGGUUGGAUGCGACAGUUUUAGGCAAAAGUCGUGAAGUAUAAAUCGGUCUUAAUGAUGGCAUUCAAUUUGUGUUUCGAGGUAACAGAUGAUAGGCAACUUCAGAAAUGUUGACGUUUAUUGUAGUAAGAAUAGGUGAACUACGUCUUCCAAUUCUAUUCAGUUGCCGCCAAAUAAAAGACUACUAGGUAUAAUCAUGGAUAAUAAAAUAAAUGGAUAGGAAACUAGCUGACGUGACCUAAUGUUUUUACUGGGAUUGAUGGCGUGGUUGGAUGCCUCAACCACACCUCAACCUAGUUGAAAAUCAAAUUCUCAAAAACGGCAUGUUUAGCAAUAAUACAGCUAAACAUUUUAGUCAAAGAGCAAAUAAAUAUAACCACACCAUUCUACCAUGAAAACUCUAAGUAUUCCCAGUCAAUUUUAGCAAAUAUUUUAAGCACUAAACAGUGAAAAAUACAUCGCAAAUUUCGUUAAAAUUUGUGACGCCAAUUUCGUAGCUACAAAUGUAAAAAAAUACAAAACAAAGACGAAAAACAUGUACCUUGAAUACUUUGUCGUGGCUUAGGCAUGUUUUUAAAACAAUUAGACCAGUUUACGCUUCAAUAUCACCCUUUUAAAGUGGAAAAUAUAGCAAAACAACAAAAAUGCCGAGAACUUUGGUAACAUUCGCAAUACGCGUGACGUCACAUUUUUCAACAAGGAUGCAGUCAAUGACGUCAGAAGUUUCCUAUCCAUUUAUUUUAUCCAUGGUAUAAUGAAAAGAAUGAACAUUAUUUUCUCACUUCGAUAACUGGAGGUUGACCUCCAUCUGCUGCCCUUGGUGAACACUCUUAUAUUGCAUUGUGUAUUGAAGGACGAACGUUGCUAGAAGAGUUUCUACUCUUUAGGUGCAAACCAAGACAUGUUUUACUACUUUAUCUUUUUCUCUCUUGCAGGGAUUUCGUGUAUUGUUAGAACGGGAGUGGCUAGCAUUUGGUCACAAGUUUGCAGAUCGUUGUGGUCAUAGCUGUCAAGAAUAUGAUCCGAAUGAACGAUGUCCUGUGUUCUUGCAGUUUCUGGAUUGUGUACAUCAAUUAUUGAGGCAGUUCCCAUGUUCUUUUGAAUUCAAUGAAACUUUUCUGGUAUGGAUAAAAAUUGUCGUGUACUUGUUUCACAGGCUGGUUGACAGUAAAGUAGGUAGGUAGGUAAGUGGUUUGGGUGGCUACAGUUAUUAUGUUUCUGUAAGUAUUAAGUACCAAGCCACCAACCAACCUGCCUAGCUACCUUAACUACCCACCCACCUAUCCACCCACCUAUCCACCCACCUAUCCACCCACCUACUUACCUACCCACCCACUACCCACCCACCUAUCCACCCAUCUAUCCACCCACCUAUCCACCUACCUUCCUGCCCAUCCACUUACCUAUCUACCCACCCACCUAUGUCUGUCUACCAUAUGCUUAUUUCUUCCAGGUUAAACUGGUCCACCAUACGUACUCCUGUCUAUAUGGUACAUUUCUAUUUAACACUGAACAAGAGAGACUGGCAGCCAACAUUACACACAGAACAUGUUCAGUGUGGUCGAUGCUUGAAUGCCAGUCAAGAAACUGCAGAAAUUUCCUUUAUUCACCCAGGGAGAAAAAGGUGAGUCUUGUACUCUUGUAUAGUUGUGUUUCACCAAGCACUAUGUUGCAGGUCAACCUUGUAUUUGGUGGCAAAUGAAUACAAUUGAGUUUUUGAAAUAUUUUUAGGUGUUAUACCCUGAAUAUCAAGUUCGUAAUAUUCUACUGUGGUCUUCGCUCUACUUGUCAACGCCACUGAUCUUUUUUGGCAAUUCGUCGUCUUCAAACUCGAGUGAUACUGUCCUUAAUACCGAGGAAGUAUUUCCUAACGACUGUUCACGAACUGAGCCCGAAACUCGUCCGAACCUUGUACGACGGAAUUCUGACGGAGACGUGAAAGUUUCGUGCAACGAUGAGAACUUUGUGGGAUGUUCGGGUGCCCGAGACGAUUCCGAUCUAUACCUGACGAAACCUCUUGUUUGUAAGUCGGAAACUAGCAUGAGCCCUUCAAAAGGUUUGCUGGUUAACGGCUUAGAUCGAAAAUCUAGUGAGGAUAUAGGUAGCAUUUAUGAGAAUAACACAUUUGAUCGAAAUGGAACAGAGUGUAAUAACAAAAUGGAGAAUGGCUGUGAGAAUAACUCAAGUGAUCAGAAUGGAAUAUUAGGAGAGGAUUAUGGUGGAUUGAAUAGUUGUGAGAAUACAGUGGUUGAUCAGAAUGGAAUACCAGCAACAGAUGGUGGUGUGAAUAGUUGUGAGAAUACAGCAUUUGAUCAGGUUCAAGGAGAGAAGAGUAAUGACCUCGGUGACAGUAUGACUAGUAGUUCCAAUACGAUAGUUGAAGACAGUAAUUCUUCUAAUACAGAUGAAGUUAAGGUGGCUGGUUCUGAAAUUCAAAAUGGAAAGCUAGUUUCAGAAUCUGGCUUAGAAAUGUCACAGACUAGACUUGUAUCAAAGGCUAUAAACUGCAGAUCAAACCAUCGUUUAAAUCAUAUCACUGAUGAGACGAUGCUACUACAAGAUGGGCUAGGUGCAAGCCAUACUGAAAAUCACACUACAAAAGUUGGCAACAGUUUUAGAGAAUUUGAAGAAACACCAAAAUCUCCUAAAGAACUGUUUGUAAAUAAACUGGGAAAAUGUUUAGAUAUAGACGGUCUCUCUUUCGUGGUGGAUCCGGCACAAGCACAGCUGGUGAAAAUUGGGGUAUUGGUGGAACAGUUGCAAGCACAGGGAUGUGUUUGUGGAAUUCGCCAGAAGGUUAACAUGAAGCAGAAUAUGGUAAGCUGAUAGCUUAAAUUGAUAUAAGCAAGAAAGGUUUUUUGACUAUAAUUUCACCUCGGCCACAUGUGGUAAGAGUGCUUUGACCUUACCAGACCUCUAGGGAGAACAGUUUAGAACUGAUAGAGCUAUCCAGUAUAAAUAAAGUUUGUUUAGUUUAGGUUUCCUCUGCAGUAACACUGGAUGAAUAAGAGAUAACCUUACCAGACCUCUAGGAAGAACAGUUCAGAACUGAUACCUAGCUAUCCAAUAUAAAUCAAGUUCGUUUAGUUUCGGUUUCCUCCUGUAGUAACACUGGGUCAAUAAGAGAUAACCUUACCAGACCUCUAGGAAGAACAGUUUAGAACUGACAGAGCUAUCCAAUAUAAAUGAAGUUCGUUUAGUUUCGGUUUCCUCCUGUAGUAACACUGGAUCAAGAACAAAUUGUCUUUACUGCACUUCUAGAGAGAAAAGUUACAAACUGAUUGACUUGAAUAAAACUGGUUUAGUUCAGUUCCAAACAAUCCGUUUUUAGACGGAAGAUACGAGGCGAUGAAUUUAUCGUAAUUGGGUUUCUCUUCCAGGUGGCGAACCUAGAGCCGACAUUUGAAGGUUCAAGCUCUCUAUCCAGCAACGCCGCGUCAGACACCUAUGGAAGCUGGGAACGAGUUGAUGGCGAGGAUGUCACUCCUGUGUUGUGGCUACCAGACCACCACGCAAUCAGCUGUGAAGGUUGUGAUCUAAAAUUUAGCAUGACUAACCGAAGACAUCAUUGUAGGUAAGAUAAUAGAACUCUCCCUAGAGGUCCAGUAAGGAUCAUCUCAUUGAUCCAGUGUACUACAGGAGGAAACCUGAACUAAACUAACUUUAUUUAUACUUGAUAGCUCUAUCAGACUGAGUUCUAAACUGUUCUCCCUAGAGGUCCAGUAAGGAUCAUCUCUUAUUGAUCUAGUGUUACUAUAGGAGGAAACCUGAACUAAACUAACUUUAUUUAUACUGGAUGCUCUAUCAGUUCUAAACUGUUCUGCCUUGAGGUUCAGUAAGGGUCGUUCCUAGUUGAUCCAGUGUUACUACAGGAGGAAACCUAAACUAAACUAACUUUAUUUAUACUGGAUAGCUCUAUCAGUUCUAAACUGUUCUUUCUAGAGGUCCAGUAAGGUUCAUCUUUUAUUGAUCCAGUGUUAUUACAGGAGGAAACCUAAACUAACUUUAUUUAUACUGGAUAGCUCUAUCAGUUCUAAACUGUUCUCCCUAGAGGUCCAGUAAGGAUCAUCUCUUAUUGAUCCAGUGUUACUACAGGAGGAAACCUGAACUAAACUAACUUUAUUUAUACUGUAUAGCUCUAUCAGUUCUAAACUCUUCUCUCUAGAGGUCCAGUAAGGAUCAUCUUUUAUUGAUCCAGUGUUACUACAGGAGGAAACCUAAAACCUAAACUAACUUUAUUUAUACUGGAUGCUCUACCAGUUCUAAACUGUUCUGCCUUGAGGUUUAGUAAGGGUCGUUACUUGUUGAUCAAGUUCAGUCGCACCCACUGGACAGGAAUACCUGAAGAAAACCUGCAGUGUUAUAUAGAGUCAAACUGGAAGCACUCUUCUCACAUGUGACUGAGGUGAAAUUAUAAUCAGACUGCAUAUUACAGGAAUCAAACCUUGGUCACAGAAAUAAAGAUUAAAGAAACAUGCACUGAUCACCAAUAAAGACAAUAUUAAUUAUUUCUUUUCUGUAGAAACUGCGGCAGAGUGUUCUGCGGUUCGUGUUGUAACGACAUGACCCCGGUGCCUUCCGAACAAUAUUACGAUCCCGUCCGAGUGUGCAAGACGUGUUUUGAAAAACUUCAUGUUAAAAAUAGCCAAGACAUUACCGUGGCGGCUUCGUGAACUAACCAUAUACACGUGUGUAAAAACAAAACGCACAUAACAAAAGACGACAAAUGUGCUCUUUUCAAACAACAAGUAGUCAACUAAAGAAAUGUUGACAUUUAUACGAGCGAGAAAAUUAAACUCGUGGGCGUACCGGAUUUUGACAGAAAUUUUAAAAGUCGGGCAAGUUCUACUCGAGAGUUGAGUAUUUUUACAUCUUAGUGGAGGAAAGGCCACGAAGACUGGGACUCAUAAGUUUGUGCACAUAGCGCAUACUAUAACGUAAUUUUGCAUCUGAGACACUUGCAAAUUUCAACAAGAUUUGGUCGACAGGGGGAAGGUCACAAUGAAUGUCGGGCAAUUUUAUAUUCCGCUCCGCUAUAUUUUUGGCGCCGGUACGCCCAUGAUUAAACUUUUUCUCCUCUGUAUAUUUGUCACCAAAUACAAGACUACUAUACAAUGAAAGGAACAAUAUUUUCUCAUUUACUGCCAGUCGUGACCAUAUGUGUUUGGAUCAUAGGAGAAGAAUACAUAAGCCCGGAUGAAACGAGGAUGAGAGCGCAUGAGAGUCGCCAGUCACGCGACCUUGGCUAGCUGUUAGCCUGUUCCUUAAAGCCCUGGGCAAACUAGGAAACAUUGUUGCGGAAACAUUUGUGAUUCUCGUUGUUUCCUCAAAUGUUUCCCUGUUUGCCCACCCGUGGAAGCAUUGUUGCGGAUACAAAAUUUGCUUCCCGGGAAGCAAAUAUGUUUCCUACCAACUUCAGAAACAUUUGAUGUUUCCCUAUGUUUCUCACUAAUGUUUCCUAGUGUUUGCCCACUCUGGGAAACAUGGCGAAACAUUAGCAGGAAACAACGUUUUCGCAACAAUGUUUCCUAGUUUGCCCAGGGCUUAAUGUUUUCCCAACACUAUCAUGUAUUUUCUUCAAGUUAAAUCGUAGUUAAAGCAUAUUCAAACCUUUAUUUUGUUAUGUAGAGCCUAGAGCUAUGAGCCUAUGUCUCCAGUAACGAUUCUCAUUAACCCUCUCAUUCUCGUUUGACCUUUAGGCUGUAAUUAUUUUCGUAAUGGUUCCGUUUUAUUCGGAUACCCUAAAAUGUUAUUAUAGAACUUUACAGUUGUAUAUAUUAAGAAUUUAAAUACGACAAUUGAAUAGUCUUUUUAUACUGAUAAGUAAGACUGCACGUGCGAAUUUGUAUGAUACGAUAAACUAUGAAUGAAUUUGUAUAAUAUGAUUGUUAAAUUAUAGUGUAAUGACUUCCGGACCGUUAAACGGGGAAUUUUAAGACGAUUUGUGAUAAUUAUUGACUAUUAUUGAAUUGAAUAAUUAUAGCACACUAAAUGUUAAUAAAAGAAAAAUUUGUUUUUGGAUUUUACACCGAAUAAACAUCUUGACAAACAUGAA
Paramuricea clavata is the source of this 8173-nucleotide messenger RNA. Lineage: Eukaryota; Metazoa; Cnidaria; Anthozoa; Malacalcyonacea; Plexauridae. The record is from the annotation of a GenBank genome assembly.